AUGGCAGAGAGAGAGCUGAGCGAGGGUUUUCCUUAUUUCUUUGCGGAGGAGGAAAGGCAGAACCCACGGACUGCACCCAUAGGCUGGGAAGAGCUCCGCCCACGACUGCGGCUCCGCAGCCUGUGGAUGUCACUGCCCACAGUUACGGGUGCGGGCGCGGCGGCCCGAGCUUCAAUACUCGGCGUAGCCGAAGGGGAAAUGGCAGAGAGAGAGCCGAGCGAGGGUUUUCCUUAUUUCUUUGCGGAGGAGGAAAGGCGGAACCCACAGACUGCACCCAUAGGCUGGGAACAACUCCGCCCACGAUUGCGGCUCCGCAACUUGUGGACGUCGCUGCCCACAGCUGCGGGAACUAGCCAAUUUAUCUGUGGGAUCAGAUGUGAUGUAAAAGUAAAGGGUAGGAAGAGGAUCACAAGCCUUACAUUAGAUCAGCCAGGAUACCGAGGUUCCUUGGAUCCUUCUAUUGGGAAUCUAAGACAACUCACAGAGCUCUACUUAGCAGGGAAUGCAUUUCAUGGAAUCAUUCCCCAGAGCAUUGGGAGAUUAACUAAGCUCAAUAAGCUUGACUUGUCAGGAAACAUGUUCUCUGGUUCUCUCCCACAUUCCUUGGGAAAGCUCAAGAGUUUGCAGGUUCUGAGCUUGUCAAAUAAUAGGCUUAGUGGGUCUUUGCCCCAUUCCUUGAAUAGCUUGGAAAAUUUGAUUACAUUGGAUUUAUCUUAUAACAUGCUGAGUGGCAUGAUUCCUCCAAUGGGUGGGCUGAGAGAGCUUGAAAGCUUUGAUUUGAGCUCUAACAGGCUUGUGGGUGCCAUUCCAUCGGACCUGCCUGUGUCUCUGUCACAGAUGCUUCUGAGAUCAAAUUUUUUGACAGGGCAGUUGCCUUCAAGCUUGAGCAGACUUCAAAAUUUGGGUGUAUUAGAUAUUAGCUGCAAUAGAUUGAGUGGUAAAAUUGAUGGGUUCUUGCUUUCCAACCCUGAAUUGCAGCAGCUGAAUUUGUCAAACAACAGCUUUACUGCGAUCAGUGUGCAAAAUUUGUCUGCAAUGGACAGUCAACUGGUAGCUGUGGAUAUUGGGUUUAACAAAAUCAGUGGGCUUUUGCCCUCCAACAUUGUAACUCUGCAAUCUCUGGCUUCUCUGUCUCUGAGAUACAAUCGGUUUUAUGGUCCAAUCCCUGCGGAUUAUGGUGUUAAGGUUGCUGCUGAAGUCCACCCUCUGGUUAGAUUGUAUUUAGAUGGGAAUUACCUAAGUGGAGAGGUUCCACCUCAGUUUUUGAAUAUCAAUGAGAAUAUUAGUGGGAGCUUUGCUAACAAUUGUCUCAAGAGCUGCCCAUCUAAUCAGUUGAGUUUGUCAAACAACAGCUUUACUGCGAUCAGUUUGCAAAAUUUGUCUGCAGUUGACAGUCAACUGGUAGCUUUGGAUAUUGGGUUCAACAAAAUCAGUGGGGUUUUGCCCUCCAACAUUGUAACUUUGCAAUCUCUGGCUUCUCUGUCUCUGAGUUACAAUCGGUUUUAUGGUCCAAUCCCUGCAGAUUAUGGUGCUAGGGCUGCUGCUGAUGUACAUCCUCUUGUUAGAUUGUAUUUAGAUGGGAAUUACCUAAAUGGAGAGAUUCCAUCUCAGUUUUUGAACAUCUCUAGUGAGAAUAUUAGUGGGAGCUUUGCUAACAAUUGUCUCAAGAGCUGCCCAUCUAGUGUUUUGUUGUGCCAAGGGACUCAAAGGCCAGCUUCUGAGUGUAGGAAUGCAUAG
Molecule: messenger RNA, 1737 nt
Organism: Cryptomeria japonica (Japanese cedar)
Lineage: Eukaryota; Viridiplantae; Streptophyta; Pinopsida; Cupressales; Cupressaceae
Product: receptor-like protein kinase
Exons: 4
Coding region: 1-1737 (578 amino acids)
Molecular function (GO): protein binding
Source: RefSeq, a predicted model, not a curated record